GAACGAGCACGCACGCUGCGACGUGCGCAGCCCAGAGAGCGCAAGAGAUAGAUGAAUGGGCUCGUCUCGCAGCAGCACCAACAGCAGCACUGCGCCCCUCUUCUCCUCAUCAAGAUCGAAUUGUUGUACUAUCGAUAACGCAUUGGCUCCUCGGGGCUAGCUGAUUAGAAGCUAGAAGGAGACUAAAGUCGGUGAACGGCGGCAUGGGGCGCGCGUGAGGUGGUGGUGGAGGCGGGCGGAUCAGCGGCACUAAACAAGGAAGCUGACGGACGGACUGACGACGAGCUAACGCAGCUAGCUGGCUGGACGGCUAAAUAUUGUUGCUAAUGUACGAGGCACGAGCAUGCGAGCUGAUAGCCAGAGCUGACUCGUUGUGGGAUGUCGGGCAGUAAGGCGCUGGGCGGGGGGGCGAGGCGCAGGAGGACGCGGUGCCGCCGCUGCCAGGCGUGCACCCGCAGCGAGUGCGGCGAGUGUCACUUCUGCAAGGACAUGAAGAAGUUCGGCGGGCCCGGAAGGAUGAAGCAGUCCUGUCUGCUCCGGCAGUGCACGGCGCCGGUGCUGCCGCACACGGCGGUGUGCCUGGCCUGUGGCGAGGCGGGGAAGGAAGACACGGUGGAGGGUGACGAGGAGAAGUUCAGCCUGAGCCUGAUGGAAUGUACCAUCUGCAAUGAAAUCAUACACCCGCGCUGCCUCAAGAUGGGCAAAGCGGAGGGCAUCAUCAAUGACGAGAUUCCCAACUGCUGGGAGUGUCCCAAGUGCCACAAGGAGGGAAAGACCAGCAAGGAGCAGGCGGACAUGUUGGCCAAGCGGCGUCUGGACAACGGCGAACUGGGCCGCUGGAAACUGACGGACGAGCCGCCGCCCAAGAAGGAGGCACCCAGGCCGGACGGCAGCCACAAGAGGAGGAAGGAGACUCUGCCCUCAGACGGCGGGCCCAAGAAGAAGAUGAAGGGUGCGCACGAGAAACGUCUCAAAAAGAAGCCCAAACAGGAAGGAGCAGAGUCGAUAGGCCCAGCCUCCGCAGCGGGAGUGGCUCCUCUGGGCUCGGCCUCCUUGUCAGCUUCGGGUGAUGGUGUUGGAGGGGGGUCGUCCAGUGCAGAGCAGCGCUCGCAUCACCGGGAAAAAUUGGAACGCUUCAAGAGGAUGUGCCUGCUGGAGCGCCGGCCCGACUCGUCGUCGUCGUCGUCCUCCAGCUCAGAGUCGGACUCUGAGUCGGACUCGGACGACUCUCUGCGCGGGGGUGGAGCCUCCUCGCCCUCCUCGCCGCCGCCGCCUCCCGUCGCCCACGGCAACAGCAGCUUGGCCCGACCGGAGAAGACCCGCAGCGAACGGGACCGGCGCCUGGCGGAGUUGGGCUUCAGCGCCAGCGACGAGUCGGAGGAGGAGGACGAGGAGCGGGAGGAGGAGCGGGCGGGAGACAAGACGCGGCGGAGAGGAGAUGUGCCCGGAGCCUUGACGCCGCGGGGCAGAAAAGCCAUGCUGGAUGGGGACGAGGCCGAUCCGCCGCCCUCGGACAGAGUCGGGAAAAAUUUGUCAUCCCUCUCGUCACCCUCGCCGCUCUCAUCCAAUCAGAUGGCUCCGUCCUCGCAGCGCAGCAACGGGCAGGAGGCGCGCAACGGACGCGUGCGUGGCGAGAAAGAAAAUGCCAGCAGCCUGCUGACCAAUCACAGACACAGCGGGAUGGGAGGGGGCGGGACCAAAGGUAACAAGAGUCGGCAGAGGAACUCUGUCCCCGCCUCCAAUGGGGGGCGAGGCGGCGGGCCGUUGGUGUCAGCCACAGCGGCAUCGCCCUGCUCUGGGGCAGCGGGGCGUUCGCACGUGAUGAAGCGCAGCCCCCCUGCUGUGCCGUCUCCGCCGCGUCCCAUCCAGAUGGAGCGCCACCUAGUGAGGCCGCCUCCCACCUGCCCCGAGCCUAGCUGCCUGCCGCUGGAUUCAGGCCGCACCCACGUCAUGACGCGUGACACCUGGCUGCGGGUCUUCUCCUUCCUCAGCCAUCGUGAGCUGUGCCUGUGCAUGCGUGUGUGUCGCACGUGGAGCCGCUGGUGUUGUGACAAACGGCUGUGGAGUCGGAUCGACCUGAGCCGACAGCGCUCCAUCACGCCACCCAUGCUCAGCGGGAUCAUUCGUCGACAGCCUGUCUCGCUCAACCUGGGACACACCAACAUCUCCAAGAAGCAGCUUCUCUGGCUCAUCAGCCGCCUGCCGGGUCUGGCGGAGUUGACGGUGGCAGGCGUAGCGUGGCCGGCGGUGUCGGCGUUGUGUCAGGGCGUGCGGUCUUGUUUGCGCAUGUUGGACUUGAGCGGCGUGGACGACUUGAAGGACGCACACCUGAGGGAGCUGCUGGCCCCGCCCUCCGAUAGCAGGACAGUACGUGGUGGUGGCGGUGGCUCGGAACCGCGGGUAGGGCGCUUCCACAACGUGACGGAGCUGCGGCUGUCCGGGCUGGACCUGACGGACGCGGCGUCCCGCCUGCUGGUACGCUUCGUGCCGCGUCUGGCCAAGCUGGACCUCAGCCACUGCGCCAACGUGUCGGACCACAGCGUGGCCACGUUGGCGGCGCCCGCCUCGCCGCUCAGACACACCCUCACGCACCUCAACCUGGCAGGUUGCGUGAAGGUGACUGAGCAGAGCGUCCCACUGUUGCGCCGUUGUCCGUCCCUGCAGACGGUGGACCUUCGCUCGUGCUCGCUGCUCCCCGCCGAAGCGGGACAACUCCUCUGCUUCCCCACGCAGCCGUCCUCGUCCUCGUCUUCUUCCUCGUCCGCGUCCUCCGUCGCCAACGCCACGCUCGCUGCUUCCACUUCCUGUCCGCCCGAGGACAGGAUGCUGCUAAAGAACAGCUAAAUGCUAAGUGCCCUGUGGCAUCAUGGGACAAUUGAGGACACUACAGGUGAGGAGGAGGAGGAUGAGGAGAAACGUGUUGGCAUACCUCUGAGCAUGUACAUACUUGUUCUCUGUACAAACGUGCGUGCGUGUGUGUUAUUUCUGUGUUUUCAUGUGAAUGAGCGCGCACACCCCAAGAGACCGCCACUUUCAUGACCCCUGACCCAAAGCCGUAGAAAUGAAAUGACAUGCGUCGGUGCCAUCGUUUCCCCCAGCCUGACAUCACAACGCAACGCACCUUAGAUACACAAGUUGAUGUUAAUCUAAUUCAACCAUCAUGGUCACUGAGUACAGAAGAAAUGACUUGAUUGGGAACCUCAAGUCAUUUUUUUUGUCACCAAGGCAAGCCAAAUGUGUCAGCGGAACAAAAAAGGAACCACAAAUCCACUCCAAAAGGCCAAAGAACAUCCAAGGCAAAUCCAAAGCCACCAAUCGAGACAUGGUGUCCGCCACCCAUGUGAUGUAGUUUUAACCAGUGCAGAUCAGUGCGUAGCGUCCACACUUUGGUUUUUACGGCUUUGGCCCCCGUUCACCUUCUUGUCGGCACAACUGCAGGAAGUCUUUCGUCUUGUCAACACAUCUUUGUGCUGUAAUAAGCUGUCAUACGCUCCCGAAGCUAAACUCUCCUAAGUUACAAUGCCGGCGGAUGCUAGUCUUGCAUUUAAAGGGGAACUAAACCAAAGAUCUCACUGUUGUUCUAUUUUAAAUGUCCAUAUCAUCAUUUAUCUGAUGCUUUUUACAUAAAAAAUACAAAAUAUUUAUUCUAUUAAUAAUAUCCCAUUAUUAUUCACUCCUAGUUAUUAAGUAAGCGGCCUCCUUUUCGACAUCACUUUGUCUGCGGCUCAAGUACGAUUUUGUUAAACCUUAUACGUUCAUGACUAAUUCAAUUUAUUACUCCACGAUGGCAGGCACAUCAUUUAUUCUUUCAAAAAAUGGUUUAGGUUUAGUUCCUCUUUAAGGAGAUGCCCUCCGUUGAAAAUGACGGCGUGGAGCGUAAUGAUUCAAGUUAGCAUAGCUAGCUUAGCACCAAAAUUUGGCUGUGCUGGCUUUUGCAUGUUAGCAACAGUAAUUGAAGAAGACAAGUUACACAAAAUGUUUUGGCGGCAAAUGUUAGAGGACACUUCCGACAUGUUUUUUUUUUUUUUUGAAAAAGCCAUUCCAUGCUAACUAUCUUGUAUUACAUCAACUUGAAUAGCAGCAAGCUAACAGCGCUAGCAACAGUUCAACCAUUGCCACGCUAUGAAUCGGUUAACAAAAUUUUACCUGAGAAAAUUUGCCAGCUCAUUAGCAUAUUAGUGGAGCAGGGUCUCAAGAUAGGGUUGGGUUUGUACGCUACUGAUGGUCGAUCAAAAGUUAAAAGGAUCAACGUACAGAAAAGAACAAACGUGAACCAAAAGUUGAACUAAGCUUCAUUGUUUUGUAUUGUUUACACAAAUCUUUGACUGUUGGUCGGACAAAACUGUGACAAAUUGUGGCUGUUGAGCAGCAGUCGGUCAAAUCGGUCUUUAUUUUACUUGCUAGCGGCACUGGCAGGAUGCUAGCUAGGGUUUGGUUCCUGUUAGCUAUGUUGAUCACUAAAAUAUAUAGUCCACUUUAUGAAAAAUACGUAUGUAAUGAUGAGGGACUAAUCGAUUAAUCGUUACAGCCCUGUAGAGUCAGCUAUGUAAUCCGCUAUUUAAAAAAUCUUAAGAGUGAAUUUUGGAGUUGUUCAUUAGGAACUUUCCGGGUUCACUGGCAAAAAAACAAAACAUGGUCAUACACGAGCCGGAUGCUAGCAGGAUUGGCUUCCCGUUAGCCGUGUAGUGCCAUCACGUUCGCUGGUCCACUUAUGUGUUUAUUGUGUGUGUUUUUAAUUCUACCUUUCAUGUCUGGUGAAGGUUAGCCUGCAAGCUGCCUGGCAACAAGUGAGGAGAUGAAAUCUGAUUGGACCAAGGUCCUCCUAGCUCUUAUAUAUUUAGCUGUACACACGCUGAAUCAACAUAUUGUACUUCUGAAUGUUUUCGAAUGCACUGGAUCAUCAGUACCUUUCAUCUAUCCUCCUUUGCCAAAAUGUGUUUUCCUUGUGAAAAGGGGCAUUUUUUAUUUGAUUUGUGUGUGUGUGUUCUUGUUGUUCUUAUAUUUUGUCCAUAACUCUUCUGUUGUGUUGAUGGGAAGAUGAGGAGGGAAGUUGGGAAAAAAAAAUAUCAAAAGAGCAACUCAAGGCAGCUAUAACAUAUAAAUGACUACUGUAAAACUAAUAAAGAAGCAAUGAGUUGUUGUUUUUUUAA
Molecule: messenger RNA, 5150 nt
Organism: Syngnathus typhle (broad-nosed pipefish)
Lineage: Eukaryota; Metazoa; Chordata; Actinopteri; Syngnathiformes; Syngnathidae
Gene: fbxl19
Exons: 11
Coding region: 379-2844 (821 amino acids)
Biological process (GO): protein demethylation; regulation of transcription by RNA polymerase II
Molecular function (GO): DNA binding; zinc ion binding; histone demethylase activity
Source: RefSeq, a predicted model, not a curated record